Messenger RNA from Symbiodinium natans, 525 nucleotides. The record is from the annotation of a GenBank genome assembly. Lineage: Eukaryota; Dinophyceae; Suessiales; Symbiodiniaceae.
AUGGCGCGCAGCUCCAGUGCUCUCCCUGUUGCCCUGCUGGCCCUGGUGGCUCUCUUCGUGGCCCCGGCGUUCGUGCCUUCACCCGCUCCUCGUGCGGCACCCGAGGCCAGUGCUGCUGCCAUCACCGCAGGCGCUGUGCUGCCGCUGCUCACAGCCCAGCCCGCAAUGGCCGAGGACUACAUGAUGCCUCCCAGCUGGCCCUUCCUCGUGGUCUUCAUUGCGGGGGCCUUCGCACUCCUGGUCAAGAUGGCGCGCAGCUCCAGUGCUCUCCCUGUUGCCCUGCUGGCCCUGGUGGCUCUCUUCGUGGCCCCGGCGUUCGUGCCUUCACCCGCUCCUCGUGCGGCACCCGAGGCCAGUGCUGCUGCCAUCACCGCAGGCGCUGUGCUGCCGCUGCUCACAGCCCAGCCCGCAAUGGCCGAGGACUACAUGAUGCCUCCCAGCUGGCCCUUCCUCGUGGUCUUCAUUGCGGGGGCCUUCGCACUCCUGGUUGUGGGCAACUUCAUCUUCCCUGGCGAGAGGAGGUGA